AUGCGCCAAUGUAGAGAGUCUCGGAAGUCGUACCUGCUGCCCAGUUCCCGAUCAAUCCGGUGCAGGGCAGUGCGGCGUCAACCUUGGGCGAGGCUCCUGCGAGCCUAUCUCGAUUCCGAAUCUGAGUUCGUGCCCUCGGAGACGGAUAUCAGGAAGAAGUGGCCGAUUCAGUAUUUCAACAGGACCUGCAAGUGCAACGGGAACUACGGCGGAUUCGACUGCGGAGAGUGCAGCUUUGGGUACAACGAUGGAGGAGCCUGCGAAACUAAAACCGUUCUUCCACGUGUUUCAGUCGGUGCUAUGGACACAAAUGAUUGGACGGAUUACCGCGCCGCCCUGAGAGCCGUGAAGGACACCCCCUCCCGCUACAUGGUGGCGAAAAGCGACUUUCACCGAGGAUAUACAAGCACUGAAUGA
This is a messenger RNA of Geodia barretti, 417 nucleotides long. NCBI's taxonomy places the organism in Eukaryota, Metazoa, Porifera, Demospongiae, Tetractinellida, Geodiidae. The record is from the annotation of a GenBank genome assembly.